GAGGCUCCGCUCAUGAUGUUCCUCUCUCGGGCUUGCAUCGUCAGCUAUCAUUGCCAUUUCAUAUAAACGCCUGCUCCUUGCAUGUGAGCGGCACACGUCGCUAUGGGCUCGUAAACAUAAGCAGGUAUACACCAUUUCAAUAAAUUUGCCAAAAAGCAAUGAGUCACUGCUGGCGGUUAUUUCGAAAACUACACCAGACUGUGUUUGUUGUCUUGAACACACCCCGCUGAGCCCCCCGAUAUUGUUCAAGGGGAAUAAUGGCUGCACAGGAGCCGUCUCCACCAUCUUCUUUGGAAGGCAACAAGCCGGGCUUUCCAAAGAAAAUUCUGGCCAACAACCUGGAGGACAAGCAUCUGUGCAACUCGUGUCAGAAGAUCCUUCGGAGGCCCCUGCAGGCCCAGUGCGGCCACCGCUUCUGCUCGUUCUGUUUUUACAAGCUUGUGAGUUCUGGACCACAGAAAUGCAGUGCAUGCAUCAAAGAAGACUUGUUUGAGGAGCCCACAUCUAUUCUCAAGCAAGGAGGUGCAUUCUCAGACAAUGCAGCUCGGAGAGAGGUGGAGGCCUUGGCAGCAGUUUGUCUUAAUGAAGGAUGCACAUGGACCGGAACUGUCAAAGAGUUCGAGGCUAGCCACGAGGGAAGCUGUGACUUCAUGAUCAUCAUGUGUCCGUCAUGUAAAGAGCUGAUGAGAGCCAAUGAACAGGAGCGCCACAACGAGAGAGAAUGUCCAGAGAGGACGCUGAACUGCAAAUACUGCAAGGAACCAUUCCUGUUAAAGAACAUCAAGGCUCAUGAUGAAAUCUGCCCAAAGUACCCAAUGAUCUGUGAAGGCUGUGCCAAGAAAAAGAUCCCCCGUGAGAAGUAUGUGGACCAUAUUAAGUUCUGCAGUAAAUUUAAAACACCAUGCAGAUUUCAUGUUGUUGGCUGCAGUACGUCUGUGGAAAAAGAGAAGAUCCAUGAUCACGAGAGGCAGUGUUCAUAUGAGCAUCUCAACCUGCUUCUGCAUUUUAUCAUGGGGAUCAAGGUGAGUCUGGAGAGCCUACAACCACAGACCCUAGAGGUGGCCAGCCAGAAGUUGCAGGUGCUCCACCAGUCCCUCAGAGAACUGGAGCUGAAGAUGAGCCAGCUUAGUGGUGGUGGCCCAGCUUCCAUCCAGGGUGCAUGUGCUCUCACCCUGGCCACGUCCUUUACCCCGCUUCCCAGCGCCGUGGGUGCUGCACUGGAGCUGCAACUCCAGAGCGAGAAGACCAAGGUGGCCGAGCUGAGCCGACGUUGCCAGGAGCUAGAGCUGAAAGUGAACACGUUUGAAAACAUUGUCUGCGUCCUGAACCGAGAGAUGGAGCGCUCCUGCACCACCAUGGAGGCUUACAACCGCCAACACAGACUAGACCAGGACAAGAUAGAGCUUCUCAACAACAAGGUUCGUCAACUGGAAAGGACAGUAAGCCUGAGGGACCUGUCCAUCGUGGAGAUGGAGGGGAAGAUGAGGGAGAUGUCUGCAGCCACCUAUGAUGGCGUCUUUAUCUGGAAAAUCUCUGAUUUCACCAAGAAGAGGCAGGAUGCUGUGGCUGGCCGUGCUCCUGCUAUGUUCUCUCCUGCAUUUUAUACAAGUAAAUACGGCUACAAGAUGUGCUUACGAAUCUACCUGAAUGGUGAUGGGACGGGCCGUGGCACACACCUGUCUCUGUUCUUUGUGGUGAUGAGAGGACACAGCGACGCGCUCCUUAAGUGGCCUUUCAACCAGAAGGUUACGCUCAUGCUGCUUGACCAGAACAACAGGGAGCACAUAAUCGAUGCCUUCCGUCCCGACAUCUCGUCCUCGUCCUUCCAGAGGCCCGUCAGUGACAUGAACAUCGCCAGUGGCUGCCCGCUCUUCUGUCCUCUCUCCAAGCUGGACUCUAAAAACUCCUAUAUACGUGAUGACACCAUCUUUAUAAAGGCCAUUGUAGACCUCACUGGGCUCUAGAGCAAACGUAAGAGAAGAAAUCCAACUUUGCCUUUUGUUGCAACUAACCUGUUUCAUCAGCCGGCCUUGGUAUUAUCAGUAACUGGCAUUCUCUCGGGAGUGUGUCUAAACCUUUGGUUUUGGGAUCAGUUGUUGGUGACAAUAUGCAAGAUAUCAUUGUUUUUUGUUUGUUGGCAAUUUAGUUUCUUCACUAUCUGUUUUCCCAAUAAAAAGGAGCUUUUAUGCAUUAAA
This is a messenger RNA of Girardinichthys multiradiatus, 2195 nucleotides long. Its product is annotated as TNF receptor-associated factor 2-like. NCBI's taxonomy places the organism in Eukaryota, Metazoa, Chordata, Actinopteri, Cyprinodontiformes, Goodeidae. Gene Ontology annotation, molecular function: ubiquitin protein ligase binding; tumor necrosis factor receptor binding; zinc ion binding. Gene Ontology annotation, cellular component: cytosol; cytoplasmic side of plasma membrane; plasma membrane signaling receptor complex. Gene Ontology annotation, biological process: positive regulation of canonical NF-kappaB signal transduction; protein K63-linked ubiquitination; regulation of apoptotic process. The transcript has 10 exons. The coding region runs from base 258 to 1964 and encodes 568 amino acids. The record is from RefSeq and is a predicted model, not a curated record.